This is a messenger RNA of Ceutorhynchus assimilis (cabbage seed weevil), 2982 nucleotides long. The record is from the annotation of a GenBank genome assembly. NCBI's taxonomy places the organism in Eukaryota, Metazoa, Arthropoda, Insecta, Coleoptera, Curculionidae.
AUGGCGGAAAAACAGGGCGAAAACUCAAAUGAUGGCGACCACUCAGAUUUGGAUUACGAGCCUGAGGAGAAAAUGGCGACAAUGGCGGAAACUGGAACUCCAGAUCCAGCAUAUGUGUUGGAAACCAUGUUGAAAAGCGGCUUGGCGAAAAUCAUCCAGCAAAUAGUGGCUAAGGAGGCUGCCAAGGUGUUGCGGCAGGCUCGCGGUGGACACGGUCAAUCUGCGGUGGAGGAUGAAGCAGCAUCUAUGGUGGCGAAGCUGUUAAAAGGCAGUUUGGCAAGUAGCAUACAGCAGAUUGUGGCGGCCGAAAUAGCAAAGACGGCCAAACAAAAGGCGGCUGAUGGUACUGGCGGUACCAAAGCCAAGAAAGGCAAUAAAACAGGUUGCAUCGGAUUGAGGGCCAGAGCAACCGGCGAUCUCAUUAGACCCUUUGAACCUGAUAGCCAGGUGUGUAACGUGGUUAAAUGGUUGCAUAAUAUUGACCAACUUGGCGAUAUCGAUGGCUGGACAAACUAUAAUAUGGCUCACUUUAUGCAGGCAAAAUUGCAAGGCGCUUCAAGAGGGUGGAUCAACCGGCUGGACAAAAUUUGCAAAUACGAGGUUUUGCACCAUUACUUUGAAAUUAUGGAUAAAUCUAAAUUGGGACAAACUUCCAGAGGCAGAUAUUUGGUAGAAUUGGCUGCUUUAAGUUUUCAGGCUUCUGAGGACUCUGAAGCUGUAGGUAAUGUGGCAAAUAAUACGCAGAGAAAGGAAGACUCGAGGGAAGACUUUCAAGAAAAAUGUCCAAGUGUUGUGAACCUAGAUGAAAUUCCAAUAAUUUUUUUGCCUGAAGAAAAUUAUUUAUUACAAAAUGAAAUUGCAGAGUUAGAGAAUCUUGGCAAUCCACCAGAGGCAAACAGACAUCAGUUCCUAGACAGUAAUUUAUAUCCAGAAAUAAAUGUAACAGAAAUUCAAAAUCAUAAUGAUGAUAUCGUAAAUACUGGCAACAAUGAGACCGCCACAGGCCAGGAAGUUAAUACCAAUGAAGCAGAAACAGAACAUUUCGAAAACAUGAUAGUUGAGGAAUAUUCCAGCUUUGCACAGGAAUAUAGUCCAAAUGAGGAAGUCAAUUUAUUGGAAAGAACUUCGUCAGGCUCGGAAAUGUCAGAUAGCAGCUUAAUAGAUCCAGAUUUCGUUGAAACAUCCGAGAGCUCUAGUUCAGAAAACGCCGAUAAUAAUGUAGAAAAAGGAGAAAUAGAAGAAGGAGAAAUGGAAGAAAAAGAAGAUGAACAAAAUAGGACAUUUAAACGAAAAUUACCUCAAACAAGAAGAGCCAGAGAUCAAAACAAAAGAUCUAGAAUGCAUGGCGAAGAGUAUUUAGGCUUGAAGAAAGAUGAUGAUGGACACUUUAAAUUAAUGGCUAGGAAAAGUGAACGUUCUUUGAAACCUGGAUGUAACUCUCCGAAAUGCAGAACUUCGAAAACCAUAUUUUGUAAUGAAUUUACAGAAGAUGAAAGAAAACAAAUUUUUAAAUUAUUCUGGGAGCUGACAUGGGAUAUGAAGAAAACUUUUUUAAGUCCAAUGGUCGAUGUAAUCCCCAGCAGACGGAAAGUAGAAGGAUCUAGAAGGAGCGGCACUCUUCAUUACUAUUUGAAAAAAGGAACAGAAAAAAAGAAGGUCUGCAAGAAGAUGUUUUUGUCAACAUUAAAUGUAGGAGAAUGGAUGGUGAGUAAGUACGCGAAAAAAGAUAAGGGAAUUAAUCUGCCUGCAGAAAGUAUACAAACACCUGGUAGGAACAGAAAAAGUACAGAUGGUACAAGACAGGUUUUGAGAAAGUUUCUUUCAGAUAUCCCCAAAAUGGAAUCGCAUUAUUGUCGUGCUAGUACAAAUAAGUUAUAUUUGGAGCCAAUUUUCAAAAGUAAAGCGGAAUUCUACAGGGAAUAUAAAAACUACUGCCUAAGUAGUCAGAAAGGUUUUCUUUCUAAAACAGUGUUCAUUGAAGAAAUGGAGAGAGCCAAUAUGAAAAUCUAUAAGCCAAGAAAGGACCAAUGCGAUUUGUGUAUUUCCCAUCAGUUAAAAAAUAUUUCAGAUGAGGAAUAUUUAAAGCACCAGGAAAAAAAAGAACAGGCAAGAAUUUCGAAAAAUGAAGAUAAAGACAAAGCCAUCAGUAACCCCAAAGAUAUAGCUGCUUUUUGUGUAGAUGUACAAGCAGUGAAAUUACCUCCAGUUCUCCAAGCCAGGGCAAUUUAUUACAAAACGAAGCUUUGCGUUCAUAAUUAUACAAUUUACAACAUGGCAACUAAGGAUGUAAUUUGUUACCUUUGGGACGAAUCUCAAGGAGGACUGGAGGCUAAUAUUUUUUCCACUAUAUUGUCAGAAUUUUUCUCUAAUUAUCUCUUGGAAAAUAAUUCAACAAAAGAAUUCAUAAUCUAUAGCGAUGGAUGUGGUUAUCAAAAUAAAAAUGCCACACUUUCAAAUACUCUCCUCUAUUUCUCCCUAAAAAAUGAAGUUACUAUUACUCAUAAUUACCUUCAGAAGGGACACACUCAGAUGGAGGUUGACUCCGUCCAUAGUACGAUUGAAAGGCGGCUUAAAAAUCGUGAUAUUUACUUGCCUCACGACUACAUUGCAGUUUGUAAGGAAUCAAGAAGAGGACAGCCUUACAAUGUCAGAUACAUGAGCUACACGGACUUCAAGGAUUUCAAAAAUAUCCAGCUCUACCAAUCUAUCAGACCAGGUCGUAAGCCUGGAGAGCCUUUGGUCACUGAUGUGUGUUCUUAUAAAUACUCACCAACUGGAGAAAUAUUAUACAAAAUUAAUUAUCGAGAUAAUUAUGAAGCAUUACCAAAGAGAACGACUGCCAACAAUAAAAUACCUGUGCAUAUUCCAUUGUUAUACAAAUCUCAGCCAAAAAUUAAAAAAGAGAAAUAUGACCAUCUACAAAGUUUAAAAGUCGUUCUUGACAAAAAGUUUUGGGAUUUUUAUGAUAAUUUACCUCAUUGA